This is a messenger RNA of Fukomys damarensis (Damara mole-rat), 1617 nucleotides long. RefSeq names its product keratin, type II cytoskeletal 5. The record is from RefSeq and is a predicted model, not a curated record. Gene Ontology annotation, molecular function: structural constituent of skin epidermis. NCBI's taxonomy places the organism in Eukaryota, Metazoa, Chordata, Mammalia, Rodentia, Bathyergidae. Gene Ontology annotation, biological process: keratinization; intermediate filament organization. Gene Ontology annotation, cellular component: keratin filament. The transcript is spliced from 9 exons.
AUGACCCAGCGAUCAUCUGUCACCAUCAAGUCAGGUGGCACUCGCAACUUCAGUGCUUCCUCAGCCAGCCUCCUCCCAGGAUGCUGACCCAAUUUCAGCUCUGUCUCGGUGUCCCAGAGUAGGAAGAGCAUCGGAGGUGGUUUUGGGGGAGGCUUUAGGACCAGGAGCCUCCAUGGCUUUGGGGGCAGCAAAAGAAUCUCCAUCAGUGGGGGUUACCGCUCCAGCCAGGGCAGCUUUGGGGGUGCUAGCUGUGGGCUAGGUAUUGGUGGCAUGGGGUACAGAGUGGGGGGAGACUUUGGUGGAUAUGGAUUUGGAGGUGGAAUGGUCUCUGGAGCUGGGGGCAUCCAUGAGGUCAUUGUCAACCAGAGUCUCCUAACACCCCUGCACCUGGAGAUAGAUCCUUCUCUUCAGCGGGUGCGCAAAGAGGAGAAGGAGCAGAUCAAGACUCUCAACAACAAGUUUGCUUCCUUUAUUAACAAGGUGCGCUUCCUGGAGCAGCAGAACAAAGUGCUGGAGACCAAACGGAGCCUCCUGCAAGACCAAAAAUCCACCAGGACCAAUCUCGAGCCCAUGUCUGAAGCCUACAUCAACAACCUGAGACGACAGCUGGACCGCCUGGGAGGAGAGCGGGGCAGGCUGGAGAUGGAGCCGAAGGACACGCAAGAUGUGGUGGAAGACUUCAAGAACAAGUAUGAGGAGGAAAUCAACAGACGCACAGCGGCUGAGAAUGAGUUUGUGGUACUCAAGAAGGACGUGGACACCGCCUACAUGAACAAGGUGGAGCUGGAGGCCAAGGUGGACUCCCUGAUGGAUGAGAUCAACUUCCUCAGAGCUUUCUACGAGGCAGAGCUGGCUCAGCUUCAGGCUCAGUUCUCUGAGACCUCUGUGGUGCUGUCCAUGGACAACAACCGCAAACUGGACCUGGACAGCAUCAUCGCUGAGGUCAAGGCCCAGUAUGAGGAUAUCGCCAACUGCAGCCGUGCCGAGGCUGAAUCCUGGUACCAGACCAAGUAUGAGGAGCUGCAGUGGUCCGCUGGGCAGCACGGGGAUGACCUCCGCACCACCAGGAUGGAGAUCUCUGAGCUGAACCGCGCCAUGCAGAGGCUGCGCUUGGAGAUUGACAACCUGAAGAAGCAGUGUGCCACACUCCAGGCUGCCAUCGCAGAUGCCGAGCAGCAUGGAGAGCUGGCCCUCAAAGAUGCCAAGAGCAAACUGGCAGAGCUGGAGGACGCCCUGCAGAAGGCCAAGCAGGACAUGGCGCGGCAGCUGCGCGAGUACCAGGAGCUCAUGAAUGUCAAACUGGCUCUGGACAUCGAGAUCGCCACCUACAGGAAGCUACUGGAGGGCGAGGAGUGCCACAGACUCACUGGUGAAGGCGUUGGAUCAGUUAACAUCUCUGUGGUCUCUUCCUCUGGUGGCACAGGCUACAGUGGGGGCAGCCGCCUCUGUGUGGGUGGGGGUGUCUACAGUGGUGGCUUCAGUGGUGGCCUCUGCUACAGUGGCUCUGGUGGUGGCAGCAGCUUUAGUUCUACCAGUGGCCACAGCCUCAGUGGCACCAGCUCCAGCAUGCGCAUCAUCUCUAAGACAUCGUCCACCAAGAAGAGCUACAGGAGCUAA